AUGUCAAGAUCGAGAUACACAGAAAGGGUCGCCUCGCCUCUCGGAUCCAACCCCAAGACCACCCCAGCUAGUCCAGCACCCACACCGGCACCUAGGGGUAGGAUCCGUCCUCCAGUCUCUACCCCUUCUCCUCUUUCGUCUUCAGUUAAGACUCCCCUCACCAACUCUAGUGCAAACUCCGUCCCUAUCAAACCCUCUGUCAACCUCUCCAACCCUGCCAAGUAUGCCCCUCCUACCCCCUCAACACCUCAAGUCCAACCCCUGAAGACUCCACCUCCACGAACCUCUUCCAACGUUCGUUCCAUUCCCAUCAAGAAUGACCCCUUCAUCCCUGCUCCUACACCUCCAAUGGUUUACAACUCGACGCCCUUUUCACAACCCGAGGUAAACUUCAACAACUCCAAUGCCGAGGCGGACCCGAGCAAUAUCCCUCCUCCCAUCAAGACUGAAGAUAACCUUCACCGAGAAUCCACCGCUAGCUUCUCCGGCAUUGGAGGUAUUUUGACCCAAUCCUAUGAUAGUGAUUCCGACUCCGAGAUGGAAACCCUCACUACUACCUCUCCAAAACCCAGAGAGGCAAGAGUAAAGAGUAUGCGAGCGGAAGCUGAACGAGUAGGAAAUAUCAGGAGUGUAGAGGGAGAAUUAGGCUUGACUUCCAUCCCCAAUACUCCGCAGAAGACUUCCUUCUCUCGACCCACACCAACCUCUACCCAAGUCACUUCUGCCUCUCGUCAGAAACAAUCGGAUGGGAUGACCGAACAGAGACCAAAGUCUAUACUCAAAGGUGGGCUCGGACAGAGGAACCAAGCGAUGUCAGAAAGGACCACUCAAAGACCUCCUACGAUUGUACAUUUUCCUGAACCUGCUAUGACGGGAAGAAUCCGAGAUGGUCCUAUCGGUUUGGGUUCGAAUGGUGUAGGGUUGGAAAGACCUAGACCUACCUUGGUUAUUCCUCAAACUCCUAAUGCUCAAACUCAACAACGUCUCGAUGAAGGACAAUCCCCUUUUUCGCCUCACGAUCGAACGGUCGAUCAUAAUACAACUCAUUCAGGAGGUUAUCCAAGUCCUAUUUCACCUCAACCAGAUAAUCAAAUCUUACAACCUCCCGCUCAACUUCAUCAAAACCAAUAUUACCCACCUCACUCUCCCCAAUUGCAUGGUUCACAUGGAUUUGUCAAUUUACCACCACCGGCAAGUCCUAUCUCACCAUUCCUCGCUGCACCGAGACCUCAGAUGAAAGAAGGAGGUAGGAGAGUGGGACAGGGUAUAAGAAGGACUGAUUUUUGGGUAGGAAGGAAAGGAGAAGAAGUUUGGAAGAGGAUGAGUGUUAUGAUGAAAUUGGAAGGUGGUGGGGAUAGCGAAUGGCUAGCCAAGCAACAAUCCAGGAGGACGACACUGCGGAGAUUGAUCUGGGGAGGAUUGAUAACUACCAUAUUGAUAGUCAUCGUCAUCGUCGUCAUCUUGGUCCUUCGUUCGAAAUUAUGA
Messenger RNA from Tremella mesenterica DSM 1558, 1485 nucleotides. RefSeq lists its product as uncharacterized. Bases 1 to 1485 code for a protein of 494 amino acids. Lineage: Eukaryota; Fungi; Basidiomycota; Tremellomycetes; Tremellales; Tremellaceae. The record is from RefSeq and is a predicted model, not a curated record. The transcript has 4 exons.